Molecule: messenger RNA, 3225 nt
Organism: Symbiodinium sp. CCMP2456
Lineage: Eukaryota; Dinophyceae; Suessiales; Symbiodiniaceae
Source: the annotation of a GenBank genome assembly
AUGUCGGCCACAGGAACUGUGAUGAAGGUGUCCGGCCCCUUGGUGGUCGCUGAAAACAUGUCAGGCACGAAGAUGUACGAGGUGGUCCGAGUGGGCAAGGACCGGCUGGUGGGUGAGAUCAUCCGGCUCGAGGGCGACACGGCGAGUAUCCAGGUGUACGAGGAUACCUCCGGCUUGACAGUUGGCGACCCCCUGGUGAAGACGGGUUUGCCACUUUCCCUGGAGUUGGGUCCUGGAAUCCUUGACGGAAUCUAUGACGGCAUCCAGCGACCACUGGAGCGAAUUCAGCAGCUUGCACAGAGCGUCUUCGUCCCGCGAGGGGUAGAUGUGCCAAACCUGGAUCGCGAGAAGCAGUGGGACUAUACGCCAGAGAACAACAUCAAGGUGGGCGACCUGGUCACCGGAGGUGAUGUCGUCGGCGUGGUUCGUGAGAACGGGCUGUUCAAGAGACACAUGAUCAUGGUUCCCCCUGGCGUGAAGGGACGCGUGACCAAGGUGAUGCCUGCGGGCAAGUAUACAAUCCAGACGGCUGUGGUAGAGGUUGAGGAGGCCGGAAAAGCGAUGAAGGUCGAGCUGUUCCAGAGAUGGCCAGUGCGAGAGGCACGACCUGUUGUGGAGAAGCUCCAGGGUAAGGAAGCCCUGCUUACCUGCGAGCGUGUUAUCGACGCUCUUUUCCCCGUCACUCUGGGCGGUACGGCAGCAGUGCCGGGAGCCUUCGGGUGCGGCAAGACGGUCAUUUCGCAGGCAUUGUCGAAGUACUCGAACGCUGACUGCGUGGUCUAUGUCGGAUGCGGCGAGCGUGGCAAUGAGAUGGCAGAAGUGCUCACAGACUUCCCCGAGUUGACGACCAUGAUCGACGGCAAGGAAGAGCCAAUCAUGCAGCGAACCACCCUUGUGGCGAAUACGUCGAACAUGCCGGUGGCUGCGCGAGAAGCAUCGAUUUACACAGGCGUGACAACGGCAGAAUACUUCCGUGAUAUGGGCUACAACGUAGCCAUGAUGGCGGAUAGCACCAGCCGAUGGGCCGAAGCACUUCGAGAAAUUUCUGGACGACUGGCAGAGAUGCCGGCAGAUGCCGGCUACCCUGCCUAUCUAGGAGCGCGUUUGGCUUCGUUCUACGAGCGAAGUGGCCGCGUUCAGUGCCUCGGAAACCCACCACGUGAGGGCUCCAUUACCAUCGUUGGCGCAGUGUCACCGCCAGGUGGCGACUUCACGGACCCAGUGACAUCCGCGACGCUGAGUAUCGUCCAGGUCUUCUGGGGCCUUGACAAGAAGCUGGCUCAGCGAAAGCAUUUCCCUUCGGUGAACUGGAACAUCUCCUUCUCCAAGUACAUUCGCAUCUUGGAGCCGUAUUUCGAGAAAUACGACGCAGAGUACAGCACGCUCCAGCAGAAGAUGAAGGAAAUCCUGCAGAAGGAGGAUGACCUGCAGGAAAUUGUGCAGCUGGUCGGAAAGGAUUCCCUUUCCGAAGAUCAGAAAUGCACCCUGGAAGUUGCAAAGAUCAUCCGCGAGGACUUCUUGCAGCAGAACGGCUUCACGGACUAUGACUUCAUGUGCCCGUUGGCCAAGACCAUCGGCAUGAUGAAGGUCAUUGUUGGCUUCCACGAAGCUGCCCAGAAGAUGAUGGCGGAGUAUUCUGGCGAGCACAAGGUUGGCUGGAACACCAUCGCAGUCGCGAUGAAGGACAUGAUCAAGAAAAUCACCGACAUGAAGUUCGAGAUGCCCCGCCAGUCCGAGGAGCACUACAAGCGCACCUUCGUGGCUCUGCACGACGAGGUGCUUGCUGCCUUCAGAACGCUGGCCGAGGUGCUGGCAACCAGACGGUGCUUCGUCUUCGCUCCAGCGCCUGCUCCUCCACAGACAGCACCUGCCGGAUUUCGCCUGGCACAACAGGUGUCGCACACGGUUGUGCUUCGACUCGAUGCCGAGUUGCAGGCAUUCUCGUUGCUGCGAUUGGGGCAUGCAGGAGCAAUCUUGGAGCAAUACUGGCACUUCCAGUGUUGGAUGGUGCUACAUCGUCUGCUCUCCGUGGUAAUGUCUAUACUGACAACGUUCCUCGCAAUCCUUUGGCGGCGCGGCCAAACUGGAGCUGUUGUCUGGCGGCUGCCCGAGCUGACAGGAGCCAUUCGGCCGCAUCUGGCCUGGCAUCCAGACGCGGCUUGCCUGGCCUCGGUAUCGCCUGCAGGGCACGUGGCCGUGCACAGUCUCGUCGGCGAGUCAACAGAGCACCUUCACGUUCAAGGAGAUGGUGCGUGGCCCGUGGUUGCAGUUGCCUGGCAGCCCUGCGACCUCAGCAGCUUAGCUGUGGCCGGACCUCUGGGUCUCUGCUUCUGGCGUCGAAAAGGCAGCUGGCAACGGAUAUGGUCGCUGCAGGGGGAGGCCUUCGCCUCCUCCGCCCUGGCUUGGUCUCCUGACGGUCGAGCUUUGGCUGCCGCCGGCCCACUCGGUGUUGUUCAUAUACUUGGACCUCACAGCGCACUGAUCGGUGAGCAGGUGGUUCCUAGCCAGUUCACGCGCUUGCAGCGAUGGUGCAGCGGAGGUCUGGCAAAGUGCCUCGCAUGGUCCCCGGAUGGUGCCCUGCUUGCAGUUCUGCACCUCCAAGAAGACACGGAGCCCUCCGUGCGGCUUUGGAGCACUCGAAGCUGGGAGGUGGCAGCCGUAGUCGGCCUGGGCGCACUGCGGCCGUCAGGCUCUGAACUAGGUGUGUCACUGGCGUGGAUGAGCUCCGAGCUGCUGCUCGCCACUGCGUCCCUUCACCUCGUUGAAAUUGCAGUCCGAGGCGGCACUGCAUCGAACAUCGGCGCUGCUCGCCUUGGCGAGGACACUUCAGGCUUCUUUGCAGCCGGCUCCGAGCCGGGCGUCCGCGUCGUAUCACUUCCCGGCCAGGAAGCACGGAGAGUGCUUGAAGUGAGCGUCUGCCCGCGAUCAGCACAACGGCUGGCUGUUCGCCUUGAAGGUUGCAGAGAGGUGCUGGUGUAUGAGCGCCCGACUUGUGGUUUGGCUGGCUGGUCUCAUCGAGAGCUGAGCCCCUGUGGCAUCCUGGCCGCCGAGGGUGCAGCACCUGCUACUCUUGCCUUCGCAGCACAUGCAGUGCAGCGAAGCGGAUCAGAAGGUUCGCUGCUGGCCGUCUACUGGUGUUUGGACAACGGACAGCAUGAGGUGCGAACCUACCCCAUGCACUUCAUCCCGGCGCAGGUCUUGCAGACCAGCACGGUCGGUUCCUGA